Saprolegnia diclina VS20 is the source of this 2447-nucleotide messenger RNA. RefSeq lists its product as hypothetical. Gene Ontology annotation, biological process: DNA replication initiation; mitotic DNA replication checkpoint signaling; mitotic G2 DNA damage checkpoint signaling. The record is from RefSeq and is a predicted model, not a curated record. The coding region runs from base 210 to 2180 and encodes 656 amino acids. The transcript is spliced from 12 exons. NCBI's taxonomy places the organism in Eukaryota, Oomycota, Saprolegniomycetes, Saprolegniales, Saprolegniaceae.
AUCGCGCAAGCCUUGGAGCUUGCCGUACACAGCUCCGCGAAGGCACCUCCUGCAACGUUGAGGGUAUUGCAUCGGGUCGCAGAAGCUGUCUCUGGCGGUGGGCCACGGCGAGCUGGUAUCGCCUUUAUCUGCGUGUCGUAACUGCCGGGGAAAAAUGCAUUCUCACCUCUGAGAUUGUGUUGAGCCGGAUAAGGUCGUCCCGCGUUCCAAUGGCACCCGCGGCCGCCGAGUACAUCGUAUGCAGUACGGGCUUGACGCCAGAGGAGAACACGGGCGCCCAGGGCCUCGUGCACGAGCUCGGCAUGGGCUGGGACGACGACCUCCACGUCGGCGUCACGCACCUCCUCGCCAAGGGCGUCGGAUCCGACAAGUACAAGGCUGCGGUUGCCGCCAACAUAGUCGUUGUCAAGCCCGAUUGGCUCGUCGAGUGCUCGCGCGCAGGCUCUAUCGUGCCCACGGCGGCGCACGAGCUUGGCAUUCUCGAAGGCCUCUGUAUUUGCACCACAGGUCUAUACAUGGAAGACCGUGAGAUGGUCGAGCAGCUCUGCGACGAGCAUCGCGCCGUGUACCAGACCGACCUCAUCUUCGGAACCACCUCACAUCUGCUGGCCGAACAAGCAGGAGGCGCCAAGUACGACGCAGCGAUCGCACAUGGUAUUCCAGUCGUGACGCUGCAAUGGAUGGCGGCUUGUGUCGAGGCCAAGGCGCUGGUCGACGAAGACAACUACCGCGUUCUCGCCGACGACGACGUCCCUCUCGACGACGGACCAAGUACCAGCAUGAAGCUCAGCGACGAGCUUACGCAAUGCAUUGCGCUGCUUCGCGACGAACCCUGCGGCGACUUUUUGGAUGGCUGCGUCCUGUGGCUGCCGGGCUUUUCCCAGGAUCUUUUGCUCAAGAUGAAGUGGCUCGUGCGCUUUGGCAUGGGCACGCGCUACGACGCCUACAACCCGAGCGUCACGCACAUCGUCGCCGACGUACUUGGGAAUUGGCGUCACUAUAGCGACACCAACAGCAGCCUCGAAGUCGUCUCGCCCAAGUGGCUCAUCGAGUCGUGCUUGGCGUUCGAGUGUCGCCCCGAAGCGCAGUUUCCCGUGAGCGCUUUUGUCCCUAUCGCGCCGCCACCCAAGGUAUUUCGACCGCCCCCCGUUGCGCGCCCGUCGCCGCCGCCCAAAGCCACCCCGCCCCCCGUGCAGAAGGUUGACGAAGCGCCCAAGGGUCUUUUCACCGGCAUCCUGAGCUUGCUUCUGCGCACGUGGCCGAUGGAGCAUAAACCAGCGUCUGCUGUCAAGACGGCGAUCGCUGCGGCCGGCGGUCGCACGCGGGAGAUCAACACGACCGACCCGCGCAUUCUGAACGCCAACGACCUCAAGCGCAUCGCGUUCAUCGUCGUGUGCCACGGCGCCGUCCUGCCCGAUGGGAUGCUGGCGUCGCUCAAAGAUGCCAUGCCGCACGCCAAGCUCGUGACCGAGCUCUGGGUCCACUGCUGCCUCGAGGAGAAGCGCUUUUACCCGCGCCGCGCCCAUGCGCUCUUCAGUCUCGCGUCCAGCGCGACGCAAAGUGUGUUUCCAAACCUGCCGCUUCAAUGCUUUCAGUCCGUGGUCGCGAGCAUUUCCAUGUAUAUGGACAUGGAGCGGCUUGUGCUGGCGACGCUUUUGCAGCUGGCAGGUGCGCGCGUGACGCCGCGCCUCUCGCAGCGCAACACGCAUCUCUUGUGCAGCGCGCCGCAAGGUCCCAAGUACGAGAAGGCGCAGAAAUGGAGACUACGCAUUGUCCAAGCCGACUGGCUCGUCACAUCGAUGAUCCACGGACGCCUCAUGCCGGUGCCCGAGGCGCUGCCGAUCAAGCGACGCCGGGACGAUGCGACAGCGGUGACCCCCAUCAAGCACGCCCCCAGUGGGAACUCCCCCAGUGGGAAUACCCCCAGUGAGGACGCCCCCAUGGACAUCGGCGUGACGAAGGACGUUGGCGGAAACAACGCGCUCGCGCAGUUCGAUCACUUUCUUGGCGACGAGUCCGAGUCGCUGGGCUUUGUCGCCCCGCGUCACAAGGUAUCGCUGGCCCCGCCCCUCAAGAAACAGUGUUCGGACCCAAAUUUCUUUGAUGACACGCAAGCGCCGCUGCCCAACUCGGAGAUGGUCGACUACGCCGAUCCUGUGAGCACACGCACGUUUCUCUAGUUGUCGACUGAACAGUGCUAUACAAGCUUGGUUUGAUCUCGUAGACUCUGCCGCACUCUUGCAUGUCAGGGGCGUCGAUCGGCUGCCAAAAGCAAACGUCGUAUUCUUCAAACGGACACAUCGCAGUGCUAUGGAGUUAUAGCGUUAUGGAGCACUUUAGGUCCGUCUGCACGUCGCAACAGAAGAAGAACAGAUAGAGACCUUAUUGGUGUCGACAUGUAAUAACUAUGCAAGCUCUGCGUCAUGGACACGGCGAUGGACAUUGAG